This is a messenger RNA of Impatiens glandulifera, 943 nucleotides long. RefSeq lists its product as uncharacterized. The record is from RefSeq and is a predicted model, not a curated record. The transcript has 4 exons. Lineage: Eukaryota; Viridiplantae; Streptophyta; Magnoliopsida; Ericales; Balsaminaceae. The coding region runs from base 201 to 710 and encodes 169 amino acids.
CGGUUUCAUUCAAUUGCAGCCUCUGAUCUUAAGCAGCCGGCUAAGACAAAGGACACGAGAAAACGCUAAUCAUUCCAAAGCAAAAGCGGAAGGAGAUAGAGAGAGAAAAAGGAAGAACAAGAAAGAGAAGAAACUCAAGGGCAGAAGAAGGGUUUCUUUUCUUUCUUCUCUUCACAGGUUUCAGAAAGAAAGAAAGAAAGAUGCAACCCCAGAGGCAGACAAGUGAACUACAACAAGUGGGUUCAGAUCAAUCGGUUGGUCAAAUCUCUGGGACCGUUAGCUUCAACGGUAUCUUGACUGCAGAAGAUGAAGAGAUUUCAAAAUCAGCUCUUUCAACUUUCAGAGCUAAGGAAGAUGAGAUCGAGAAGAAGAAAUUGGAGGUGAAAGAAAGAGUUCAACUUCAGUUAGGCCGGAUCGAAGAAGAAACUAAACGUUUAGCCAUUAUUCGUGAGGAACUUGAAGGGUUGUCCGAUCCGAUGAAGAAAGAAGUCUCUGUUGUUCGAAAGAGGAUUGAUGUAGUGAACAAAGAGUUGAAACCAUUGGGUCAGGCUUGCCAGAAGAAGGAAAAGGAAUACAAAGAAGCUCUUGGUUCUUUCAAUGAAAAGAACAAGGAGAAAGUUCAGUUAAUUUCAAGAUUGAUGGAGCUGGUGAGUGAGAAUGAGAAAACCACUAUGAAGAAGCUGGAAGAGAUCAGCAAGAGCAUAGAAUAGAUAGUUGAAUUGAAGAAGAUGAUGAUGAAGAAGAUGAAGAUGUUGAUGAUGAUGAUAGUGGAUAACCAACCAACCAAACCUGAUUGCAGAUUAAACUGAUUAGGGCAGGGAAGGGAAAUUUUCUAAGUGUGUUUUUUGGGUGUAUGUAUUUAGGGGGUGAAGACUUGUGUCUAAUAUUUACAUAUGUUUGCUUCUUUUAGGGGCUGGUUUGUAUUUUAUGUGUUUUCUUUUCA